Anopheles cruzii is the source of this 2593-nucleotide messenger RNA. RefSeq names its product elongation of very long chain fatty acids protein 7 (gene Elovl7). Gene Ontology annotation, cellular component: endoplasmic reticulum membrane. The record is from RefSeq and is a predicted model, not a curated record. The transcript has 8 exons. Gene Ontology annotation, molecular function: fatty acid elongase activity. Gene Ontology annotation, biological process: sphingolipid biosynthetic process; very long-chain fatty acid biosynthetic process; fatty acid elongation, saturated fatty acid. Bases 627 to 1613 code for a protein of 328 amino acids. Lineage: Eukaryota; Metazoa; Arthropoda; Insecta; Diptera; Culicidae.
UUCGCCCGGCACUUCACGACGCUCCGGUCGCGCCCACGUUCGCGUUGCGCCUUAGUGGAGUUACUUACUGGUGAGGAGUGAAACCAAGCCAAGUUCCCUGGCAGGCCAUCGGUGUGACUUGUGUCGGCCCCUUGUUUGACGCAGCUGAAACCCUGACAUAACGUGAAUCAAUUGAGUGACAAACAAACUGCCCUGGAGGGACACUCCCGAGUGGAAUCCCAACUCGGUCGAACGACCUGUGACGGUUCCAGGAACCCCUGUGGUCCUGUGACACACCUGUGGUGCGUUGUCAGUUCGAGUAGUGAAUAAACUGGCGAUUGCUAUACCCGGUGCCGCCACAUUCGGCCGGUGUAGAGAGUGAAGGUGUCCACUUUCCAGUGCUGCGAUUCCAGUGACUUGAAGAGCGCACGUGACCUCAGGACAAUUCUGAGAAAGGUGUUGGAAGCUGGACCUGCUUCAACACUACCACCUCGCGUGGGUCAAACGUGACACGAGACGGGCACGCGUACCCCGGUCGUCGAAUGCACUAGUGACUCGAGCUCGACGGGACCGUGUGGCUCCAUUAGUGGCGCUAGAAAUUGUUGGAAAGAAACGGCCCGCCGCGGUAUCGGUGGACACUUGCCAAAAUGGAGCUACUCUCGACCGUACAUGGUGGCUGGCGGUACCUGAUGGAUGAGCUGUCGGAUCCACGGACGAGUGAUUGGCCGCUGAUGAGUUCCCCAUUUCCCACCGUCGCCAUCAGCCUGUCCUAUGCGUAUAUUGUUAAGAUCUUAGGUCCCAAAUUGAUGGAAAACAGGAAACCGUUCGAGCUGCGGAAGGUGCUCAUUGUGUACAACUUCGUACAAGUCCUCUUCAGUACGUGGCUGUUCUAUGAGGCGUGCGCUGCCGGAUGGCUCGCAGGUUACAGCCUACGCUGUCAACCGGUCGACUAUUCCCGGUCGCCGAUGGCCAUGAGGAUGGCUUCCGGGUGCUGGUGGUACUACUUCUCCAAGUUUACCGAGUUCUUCGACACCUUUUUCUUCGUGAUGCGAAAACGGUACGACCAGGUGUCAACGCUGCAUGUCAUUCACCACGGCAUUAUGCCCAUGUCGGUCUGGUGGGGUGUCAAAUUUAUGCCAGGUGGCCACAGCUCUUUCUUCGGUCUGUUAAAUACCUUCGUGCAUAUCAUCAUGUAUGCGUACUACAUGCUUGCGGCGAUGGGACCGAAAGUACAGAAGUAUCUGUGGUGGAAGAAGUACCUCACCGUGCUGCAGAUGGUCCAGUUCAUUCUGGUGAUGGCACACGCUUUCCAGCUGUUGAUUUGGAACGACUGCAACUAUCCGAGCGCCUUCGCAUACUACAUUGGUGCCCAUGCCUUCAUGUUCUACUUCCUUUUCGCUAACUUCUACAAACAGGCGUACGCAGUGCGGAAACAGGUCAAGAAGGAAAAGGAGGAACAGAUGGCUCUGACCAACGGCAACUUGGAAUCCGUCCCGAACAAGAACAUCAGCAACGGACAGGUCGCGGGCGUCAGCAACGGAAAGCCCGACUUCUACCAGACCAUCGACAAGACGGUUGAAGACAGCUACUCAUCCACGCGACAUCGCGCGUUCGUUGGCUUCGGUAGUAACUAGACAUCGGAGCAACAGUGCCUAACAGUGGAACCUCCCAGACGUAUGGCAACACUGCGGAUCGGCGUGAUCAUGGCAGGAAUGGACGAUACGCCCAUAACAGGUUGCUGACCGAUGUGAUUGUUGCCUGUUACUCUGCUCAACAUCACUCCGCCCUUCCGUCGCCUUCGUCUUCCAAACCCUCUUCUGGCCCAACGCCCAAACUUAUGCUGCCAAUGACCGCUUGUCGAUGUACUGAGAAUACGGAUAAUGAAUAGCAGGACUCGUGCUUCUUGCGGAAGGAAGUAGCGAACAAUUUGAGGCCUUUCAAAUGAUGGAACAACGCCGAUUGCUUUGUGUUCAUCAUCAUUUUAACACUUUUGCUGACCUUUUUGACCUUCAUCUGACAGAGGUUUCAUCGUUUCACUACCGAUAUUAGUUAGAUACUCCACGUGAAAAAGGGAAAUAUGGAAUACUAAGAUUUUUAUUAAGACUUUACAUUGGAAAAUAGAACGAUAGCUUAAACUAGUCGUAAGAGGUGUGAAAUUAAACGUACGAUGUCAUCGUAAGGAUAACGGCAACCACUUGAAAAGCGUUUGCACUCCAUUGGUGCAUUGUUCGGUGACUUACUUGCACCGCGACGGUGAAUAGAUAUUAAUAGAUUUCAUGUAAUGUUAUGCAUAACGGAUAAACAUUAGUUCGCCUGUCACUUUUAUAAAUAGUUGAAACCCAUCCACAAUCUCCGAUAAGCAUCUGCUUCGUACGCUACUGCAUCCGAUAUCAAAUUUAGUAGCGAUCCGGAAUCAACCAAGAGAAAACUGUCGUUAUUUUUAACAAUGCGAGGUGAGACAUGAGAGUAACGAAAUGAGUGUAGAAAAAGCGAAUGAAUGAUCAGAAGGCGUAGCUUAAAAUGCUGAUUUAUCAUAUCUUCAUUACAUGCGUUAAUUUGUAACAAUUUAAUAAGCAAUAAAUGUAAUAAUUUAAAUUUCAUAAUAAGAACUUUU